AUGGUCCAACAAUCAUCUACUGCUAUUCCUACUACUACUUCUGUUACUACUCUUACUACUUCUACUGCUACAACAAUCAUUAAUCAAUUGAAAUAUCCAUUAAAUGGAUAUGAUUUACCACUAAAUUCUGACAAAUUACGAAGUAUUAAUGUUAUUAAUAGUGAUUUAUACCCUAAUAAUGAUAAUAAUAAUCGCAAUGAUAAUAUCAACGAUUUAUAUCGUAAUCAAUCUUAUGACCCUAAUGAUUAUCACUAUAUACCAUUGAAGAAGUAUUUUUCUGUUGAUCAUCGAUUCAAUCGAUUGCUUUUUGAAAAGCCACAACGAAGAUUUACAAUAAAAUAUCGUAAUCAUAAGAAACAAAAUUUGAUAAAUCAAUCAUUUAAAUAUUGUAAGUGUAUUUCAACGAAAAAACAGCUAACUUCACCUCACAAACUUUAUUCAUCUAAUUUGUCAUCUGAAAAUUUGGAAGGAAAUUGUUCAUUUGAAUAUGCCUUGCAUCAUGAAACUAUGGCAUCAUGUAUCUGGGAUUCGAUGAUAAAACAGAAGGACGAAUCAUGUCGUUCCACACGACAAUGUUUCAAUGAUAUAUGCGGUUGUUUCAACAGUUUAAAUGAAGACAGUAAUAGUGAUAGUGAUAGCGAUAACAAUGACGAUGAGUAUGAAGGUGAUGGCGAUGAUAAUGAUGAGGAUUAUUCAAUUUUAUCGGUGGAUCAACAUUGUAAUAAGUCGAAGAUAUCAUGGUAUAGCGAAAACCAAAAUUGGUCUUAUGUUAAUGGUGAUGAUGAUGAUGAUGAUGAUGAUGAUGAUUAUAGUAAUCAUCAAUGGAUCACUUCUCGUUAUGAAGAAUCGCAAAUUGAUCGUGCCAAAUUUAUGGCAUCUGCAGCAGAAAAGCUUUUAACAGCAGAUCGAAAUAUGAAGGAAGCACAACGUUUAAAUAUUUUACAUUCAAGAAUAGGACGAACGCGUAGUUUGUUGAAUUUAUUUUUUCCACGUAAAUUACUCUCAAUGGAAAUUAGCACUCCGAUAUUGAUCAGUAGUACAAAAUCGACAGAUUAUCUACGAUGUUUACCGAAAGUGCAAGCAAUUGAUAAUGAUUUGAAUGAUAAAAAUAUAACAGCUCAGUGUAAUGGAAAUGGUGGAACUAUGCAGACCAGAGAUACUAUCAAGGAGAUUUUGAAACAUUCGGGACCAUAUCCACAAAUUGUCUUACCUGCUGGUGGCGGUUAUUGGAUGGAUGGUGUAAGCAAUUGUACCAUUAAUAUCGAUGAUGAAGUUGUUGGAUGUUGUCCGGCUACAAGUAGUUGUGCUCGAUCAAAAUUAGAAACUGAUGACACGUCACAUUGCUACAGGCGACAUUUUGUCGGCAGGGAGCAUCAUGAUUUUUAUGCAACUGACAACAAAUUAGGGCCAUUGGUGUUGUCGGCACGAACGGAACUAAUCUCAUCCCAGGAACAUUUUAGGAUUAUUUUACGGACCAGACAUGGAACCGUACAUGAAAUUGUCCCUGCUUCUGCUCUAGCAGAUCGACCAACUGCAAGUCGAAUGGCACGAUUAUUGUGUGAUGAAGUAACAACAGAUCGAUUUAGUCCAGUAGCUUUCCCGGGUGGUACGGAAAUGAUUUUAAAAUAUGAUGAGCAUGUUUUAACAAACACUUACAAAUUUGGCGUUAUCUAUCAACGAUUUGGCCAGACUACCGAAGAAGAGCUUUUCGGAAAUGCCGUAUAUUCAAAUGCUUUCGAUGAAUUUUUAAAUAUCAUUGGUGAACGAAUAGAACUCAGGGAUUUCAAGGGUUAUCGUGGUGGAUUGGAUACACAACAUGGUCAAACAGGUAUCGAAUCAGUUUAUUGUCAAUUUCGACAACGUGAAAUUAUGUUCCAUAUAUCUACCAUGUUACCUUAUACAGCUGGUGACACUCAGCAAUUACAACGAAAACGACAUAUUGGAAAUGAUAUUGUUGCUAUUGUUUUUCAGGAAGAAAAUACACCAUUUUCCGCUGAUAUGAUAGCGAGUAAUUUUUUACAUGCUUUUAUUGUUGUUCAACCAAUUGAUUCAUGUACUGAAAAAGCUCGCUAUCGUGUAUCUGUAACAGCACGUGAUGAUGUCCCAUUUUUUGGACCUACUCUCCCAGCACCAUCCAUUUUUCGGAAAGGUCAAGAAUUUCGCAAUUUUUUGCUUACCAAAUUAAUCAAUGCGGAAAAUGCUGCUUAUAAAUCAACGAAAUUUGCCAAACUUGCUGAACGAACACGCUCAUCAUUAUUAGAAGCACUUUAUGGUAAUUUAAAAGAACGAGCACAAUUUUAUGGUUUACCAUUACUGGAAACAACGGAUAAUAUUUCACAUUCAAUAGGAAUUUUUCAUUCCGUUAAAAAAGCAUUAACCGGAAGGUCACGAUCAGUAUCUCAAGAUGUGACAGCAUCAUUAUCCAUGCAGAAUCCAACAACAGCUUCCUUAAAUAGUCCAAAGAAUGCUAACCGGAAAUCAUACACUGGUGAAUCAAUUUCCAGAAGCUCGACAUCAACUAGUGGAGCCGGAAGUAGCAUUCAGCAACGGAAUUCUUCUGGUGAAUUUAAAAAAUCGUUGCAAGAGCAUCAUCAUGAAACAGAUGAAGCAUAUGGUAGUCGUGGUGACAAUUCAUCUGGAUUAUUCUUAUCGAUUCCAUCUCAAAAUGCUUUUUUGAAAAUUGGCGAUUUAUGCAAGCAUAAUCAUGGAGAAUGGGACUUGUCAAGUGGUGAAAAUGAAAGUACUGAAAUGGGACAUGAUUCGGAUACUGGACUGGAAUCAUUAUCAUCCACUGAAGUUGUACAUUCAAAUCGUAUACCGUGUAAUUGUUGUAUUGAUCGUCAAGCACCUUUACGAGAGGAAGAAGUAAAACGUCUUAAUGAACUUCUUAAUGAUGUCGAAAAAUUACGAACAGAACGAAUGGAUUUAUUACGUCAAAAUGUUACUUGCAAAACAGAUAUUAAAAAAUUAAAAGAACGACAAUCAAUAUUAGCUGGUGAUUUGGAUAAAGCAAAUGAAGAAAUUGCAAGAUUACGUAAGAUGUUACGUCGAUCAUUGCCAAAUUAAGGUUAUAGUGAAAUUUAUCAGCAGAAUCAUACAGAUCAUACAUUUACUACUACCUUAAACAGAUUAUCAAUGUACCUCGCAUGUUUUUAUGGAUUCAGGAUUACAAGUAUAAACAUUUAUUGUUAAUUCAUUUUUAAUUUUUCAAGUUUUAACAUGUUUUGGAAGAUGUAAUGUUUGAUAUCUACGAAAUGAUACGCAAUGUUGUUGAUAAUUUCAUUGUACAGUUCUUAGAAAGUUGUUGUGAUAAUCA
Messenger RNA from Loa loa (African eye worm), 3316 nucleotides. RefSeq names its product Rapgap1. Gene Ontology annotation, biological process: activation of GTPase activity; regulation of small GTPase mediated signal transduction. The record is from RefSeq and is a predicted model, not a curated record. NCBI's taxonomy places the organism in Eukaryota, Metazoa, Nematoda, Chromadorea, Rhabditida, Onchocercidae. Gene Ontology annotation, cellular component: cytoplasm. Gene Ontology annotation, molecular function: GTPase activator activity. The transcript has 15 exons. The coding region runs from base 1 to 3066 and encodes 1021 amino acids.